Molecule: messenger RNA, 4524 nt
Organism: Naumovozyma dairenensis CBS 421
Lineage: Eukaryota; Fungi; Ascomycota; Saccharomycetes; Saccharomycetales; Saccharomycetaceae
Gene: VPS15
Product: ubiquitin-binding serine/threonine protein kinase VPS15
Exons: 1
Coding region: 1-4524 (1507 amino acids)
Biological process (GO): protein targeting to vacuole; autophagy of peroxisome; protein phosphorylation
Cellular component (GO): phosphatidylinositol 3-kinase complex, class III, type I; phosphatidylinositol 3-kinase complex, class III, type II; late endosome
Molecular function (GO): protein serine/threonine kinase activity; ATP binding; protein binding
Source: RefSeq, a predicted model, not a curated record
AUGGGUGCACAACUGUCUUUACUAGCACAAACAGCUCCCUCCAUUGCCAUCUUCUCAUACAUCGAUGUCCUAGAUGAAGUACAUUACGUAUCACAAUUAAAUUCAUCAAGGUUCUUGAAGACUUGUAAAGCAUUAGACCCCAACGGUGAAAUAAUAAUUAAAGUAUUUAUUAAACCGAAAGAAGAUUACAAUUUGAAACCAAUUCUUUCUCGAAUUGAAACAGAAUCACAAUUGUUAAGUCCAUUACCAAAUGUAUUAAACUAUAGUAAAAUUAUUGAAUCAAAUAGAGCAGCUUAUAUGAUACGACAACAUUUAAAAUUUAACUUAUAUGAUAGAUUAUCUUCAAGACCAUAUUUACAGAGUUUGGAAUUGAAAUUCAUCGCUUUCCAACUUUUACAAACAAUUAAUGAAAUUCAUAAUUUAGGAAUAUGUCAUGGUGAUAUAAAGACUGAAAAUAUACUAGUACUGAGUUGGAAUUGGAUAUUGUUGACCGAUUUCGCUGCACAUUUGAAACCUAUAUAUCUCCCAGAAGAUAACCCAGGUGAAUUCUCUUUCUAUUUCGAUACUUCAAAGAGAAGAUCAUGUUAUUUGGCUCCAGAAAGAUUCGAUAAUUCCAAAUUAUUCAAUGAUACUACUAACGAGGACACUUCAUCUGAUCACAAACUCACCAUGGAAAUGGAUAUUUUUAGCACCGGUUGUUGUAUUGCAGAAUUGUUUACAGAGGGAAGGCCCAUAUUCAAUUUAUCUCAAUUAUUUAAAUAUAAAGCAAACGAAUUCAAUGUAGAAAACUAUUUAAAGGAACAACUACCAAAUGAUGAACCAUUGAGAAGUUUAAUUCUAGAUAUGAUUAAACUGAAUCCUUCUAAGCGACUAUCGUGUCAUGAAAUUUUACAAAAAUAUAGAAAAAUCGUUUUCCCUGACUACUUUUAUACUUUCACUUAUGACUAUAUUCGUUCCCUAGCAAUAUUGGGGACAAAUAUUCCAAGUAUGGGGAAUAUUUGUACUCAUACUUGCUUGAAUGAUGAAUUGGAAGUUUUAGAUCAAUCAAUUGAAAAAAUUUAUAACGAUUUCACAAAGAUCUCUUAUUCUUUAAAUUAUCCAUUAUAUCAAGACAUAUCAUCAGCAUCAAUUCAUGCGUUAGAAAACAAUAACAACAAGUUUUUUUCCCCGUACUUGAAAUUAGAUGAAAAAACUAUAGUAAAAAUUCAGCCAUUUGACUCAUUAAUCCAUAUCGAAGCUAUAAAAGAAGAAUCUGCAUUAUUAUUCAUAUCAUUCAUAUCACAUUCACUAAGGAACAUCGUCUCCAUAUCGACAAAACAAAAAUGCUUACAAUUAUUAACUACAUUUGCACAAUUCGUCUCCGAUGAAAAUAAGAUUGAUAGGAUCGUCCCCUAUAUCGUAUCGUGCUUCCAGAAUGAUAUGGCUAAUCCCGAUAUUCAAAUAUUAACCAUCCAGAAUCUUAUUCAAGUUUUAUACCCAGUGGAAAGAUUAAAUCAACUGAAUGAAAAUGUCUUUGUGGAUUACUUAUUACCACGCCUUAAAAAUUUACUAUCAAAAUGUAAAGAUAAUUCUUACGUUAAGAUGGUUUUCGCUAAUUGUUUUGGUGAUUUAGUUAGUAUAGCUAAUAAAUUUCAAGAUAUAACAUUUUUAAAUCAUAAUAUUAAUGCACAACAACAGCAACAACAACGUGAUAACGCCAAAACUUCAAAUUCUAAAGAUGGGAUUACUAUGGUAGGCCCUCUACAUUCAAUAACAGAAGAAUUCGAAGAUAUAGAAUCUUCAAAUAAUUAUAGAUAUAAACUAAUAAAUUACAUCGAAGAUAUGACUAUCACCUUAUUGACAGAUUCAGACACCAUAGUUAAAAUGGCUUUAUUGAAUAAUAUCUUACCUCUUUGUAGGUUUUUUGGAAGAGAAAGAACAAAUGAUAUCAUCUUGAGCCACUUAAUAACUUAUUUAAAUGAUAAAAAUUCCGCUUUAAGAUUAACUUUAAUUGAAAAUCUCCCUGGUAUGAUUAUCUUAUUGGGGCCAUUGACAUUUGAAUCGUUUAUUUUACCUUUAUUGAUACAAACAUUAAUCGAUUCUGAAGAAUUAAUCGUCGUAUCAGUGUUACAUACUUUGAAAAAUUUGUUACAACUUGGAUUUAUUAAUAAAAAAUUCUUCUAUGAUACAACAUUAAAUGUAUCCCCAUUAUUAUUACAUCCAAAUCAUUGGAUUCGUGAGUUUACAUUAGGAAUAAUUUCAGAAAUUUGUGCAAAUUUAUCAAAUGCUGAAAUUUAUUGUUUAAUUUAUCCUACAAUUGGUCCCUUUUUCGAAUUUGAUCUAGAAUUCACAUUCGAGUUGAUGGUAGGGAGUUGUAAACAACCAAUCACCAGAACAAUGUAUAAUCUUCUAUACAGUUGGUCAUUAAGAGCUUCCAAAUCAUUGUUUUGGAAUCAAAUACCUUCCACUCAGGUAGAUUCCUUUGGGAAUAAAAAAUUCAAAUUUAUCACUAGGGAUUUUACUUCUAAAAAUUAUGGGUUUAAUAAUAUCAAUAAACGGAAAUUGAAAAUAUCAAAUUCUAAGAUUAAAUUAUUUGAUAAUAAUGAAAUACCAUUAACUACUGAAGAUAAAAACUGGAUUGAUAAAUUUAAAACUAUUGGUUUGAAAGAAGACGAAUUAUGGAAAUUAGCAAUCUUACGACCAUACGUAAUAAAAAUCUCUAAAUCAAUUAGCACUGCUAUUCCAGAUUGUUCUUUCAAUAAGACAGAUGAACCAAACAUAAAUCUACAGAUUAAUAGUCUACCUACAACUGUGAUGCCAAGAAAUGUAUUUUUCGAUAUUGAAUUUACUGGUGAAAGAGAAGAACUGCAACUCUCUUCAGGCGAUUCGAUAACUAACAUGACGACCACGACGAAUACUACUACUAACACUCCUAAUUCAUCAGCACCGUCCACAGCGGGUGCCAAUGCAACAACUAAUGGUGGUGUGAGAAAUCCACUAAUAUUGGACAGAGCAACUUCAUCAGCAGGGUCUAAAAAUAGUAUACCGACCAUAAUAAAUAAUCAUGGUUCACUCAUCUUAAAGACCCGAUCUGUUGCCACCACAACAAUACAAAAUUUGAAGAAUAUAUAUGUUCAAUUAGAACCGAAUUCAACGCAUAUGGAAGCAAAUACAUCACAUCACGUAGAUAGUAAUAAACCGAAAUUUCUUAUAAAGAAUAGUUAUGAAGGUGACAUUGCUACAAUUAAUGCCUAUCUAGAGAACUUUAAGAUAUUGCCAUCAUUAAGAAAAUACAAAGAGUUUGGACCAACCAAUGAGUUUUCUGCAACGACCAGUCCCAUUAACGGGAAAUUGGUUACAAACUUGAUGGAAAAUGAACCUAAUUCCAUCACCGGUUUAGUCACUGUAAAUAUCAACUCAAGGCCAUAUUUGAUUAGUAGCUCUACUCAAGGUUUGUUGAAAUUAUGGAAUAUACAAAGCAUUGCAUCUGGUGAGAUGUACUCUUCUUGUUUAACCCAUGAUUGUGAGUCAAUGAUUACUGACAUGGUUAAGAUAAAAGGGUAUGAAACAAUAGCAGUUUCCACGAGAGACGGGCAAGUAAUAUUGUUAAGAGCAAUCUAUCAGCAACAAGGUCAAAUGAGACGAUUUACUAGAUUCCAUAGUUUGAGAAAAAUUAGUAUUUUAGAACAACGUGAAGAGAGUCGAAACUCAGAAUUUGUGUUGAAAAUAAGGACAGUAAAUACAGACGACGUUUCUUAUAUUUUUAUGUUAACUAAUUUGUCAAAUAUUUUGAUAUAUGACAUUCGAACUAUGGAAUUAACUAAUACAUUGAAAAAUCCAGUAGAACAUGGUGCUGUAUUGUCGUUCACUGUAAAUGAAGACGCUACUUCUUUAAUUUGUGGAACAAGUAAAGGUAUACUUGAUAUUUGGGAUCUAAGAUUCUCUGUUCUUCUGAAAAGUUGGACCUUUGGUAAUAACACUCCUAUAACACAUAUAGAAUUAUGCCCUGAUCCGCACACUAACACAGUAAUAGUUGUUGGUGGCACAUCGGAAAGUAUGUUUACAAUUUGGGACUAUUCGACCAUUCAUUGUGUUAAAGCAUUUCUCAAUUCUGAUACGCAGCCGUCACUCGAACAUUUCCAAGCGACAGAGAAAUAUUUAGAAGAUAUAACAUUCAAACCUAAUGCUUCAAUAUCUCAAGUUACUGCCUUGUGUGUUAAUGAACAACAAGUCAUCCUUGUCACAACUGUACCGAAUGAAGUAUUUAUCUUUGAUUUAGCAGCUCCUAUGAACUCUGAAGUUUUAUCGAGUAUGACGAACAGCAUGAAAGACAACAAUCAUUAUUUUACAACCAUCAAAGCUACUACCACCUUGGAAUUGGUGUUACGGAAAAAGAGAAAUGUUAAUGAAAUGAAUCUCAAGACACAUGCUAAGUUGAACUUCUUACAACAAGAUUCAAUUAUAAAAAUUGCGUGCACGAAUUCUAAUGGUAAGAGUUUAUUAUUGUUAGGCAAUAACUCCGGCAUUAUCAUUAUUCUGCGAUAA